AUGGUGCAUCGACGAGUGAUAAUGAAUAAUUAUAUGAAUGAUAAUCAUGAGCAAAGCACUAAGUCGAAUCUAUCGCAAACAAUCGUAUUAGUACUCUCGUUGAUACUUCUAUUUACCAGUAUUGCACUUUGUAUUGGUGGCCUAUUGUCACCGUCAUGGCAAGUGGUCGAUAUACGCGAAUUCCGAGCCAUCCAUCAUCAUGGCUUAUGGCAAGACUGUACACGACCACAUCGGCAUUUUAUGCCCUCAUCACAUGACCAUUCACAUCGUUCGGAACAUAUGGAUGGUCAUUCGUCCGAUUCGAUGGCUUUGUCCUGUACGUAUAAAUUUGAUUAUAGUGCAUCUGAAGUGAUUGACGCAAAUUUGCAUGAUAUCGAUGCGAACAGUGCAGCCGGAGAAGCUGAACAUCAUCAGUUUUUUGGAUGGCACAAAGCAGUUCUCAUUUGUAUAUUCGUUUCACUGAUCGUUGCCGGUGUUGCGAUUUGUUCUGGUAUUUGUGCACCAUGCCAUAGUGCUUGUGCUGUGCUCUACACAAUAUUCAUUUUUAUUGCUCUAUUUUUCUCGAUUGUUGCCAUUGGUAUCUUCUUUUUUGCGGCUCAUCGAGUGGACAGUCGUUUCGUUCAAGGAUUAGUUGGUACAUAUGAGCAGGAAAUUGGGUCCGCAUUUCUCAUUUACGGUGUUGGUACCAUACUUCUGUUGUUUUCGUUCAUUGUCGCGAUUGUGGCUACCUAUCAACUACUUCAAAAAUCUGAACCUGGCCACGAAAUACCAAUGCGUGAACUGGCCCCCUUGUACAACUCACGAAUGAGAGAUACAAUCAUCUAG
This is a messenger RNA of Anisakis simplex (herring worm), 825 nucleotides long. Lineage: Eukaryota; Metazoa; Nematoda; Chromadorea; Rhabditida; Anisakidae. The record is from the annotation of a GenBank genome assembly.